CGUGUGACGUUUGUUCUCUCCCAGGCCCGCCAUCUUUACUCGCCGCGUGCUGAAGUGCUGUGGGAGAGUCUGUGCGUGAGGUUGCACGAGUUUUCUUCUCUAUCUCGUUGUAUUAUUCGAGCAACAGCUGUGUAGUCCUGCGCCAGAAGACUGCGACUUUAGAAAAUAUCAGACACUUCAGCAUGAAUCAAGAAAAGCUAGCAAAGCUUCAAGCACAGGUCCGAAUAGGUGGAAAGGGUUCAGCUCGGAGAAAGAAGAAGGUUGUACAUAGAACCGCAACAGCCGAUGACAAGAAACUUCAGAGUUCCUUAAAGAAACUUGCUGUUAACAAUAUUGCUGGUAUUGAAGAGGUGAACAUGAUAAAGGAUGAUGGAACAGUGAUUCACUUCAAUAAUCCCAAAGUGCAAGCGUCCUUGUCUGCCAACACGUUUGCAAUCACUGGUCAUGCAGAGACUAAACAACUUACAGAGAUGCUCCCAGGCAUUCUAAGCCAGCUAGGAGCUGACAGCUUGACAAGCCUCCGUAAACUCGCAGAACAGUUCCCUAGACAAGUCCUGGAUAACAAAGCGCCCAAAGCACAGGACAUUGAUGAAGAAGAUGAUGAUGUUCCAGACCUCGUAGAGAACUUUGAUGAGGCAUCAAAAAAUGAAGCAAACUAAAAUGCCAUAUGGUACGGAGGAGGAGUGAUGAAGAUUGCAGUUGAAGGAGUGGCUUGUUCAGAUGUUUUAACUUUUAGAAAAAUGCAACAUGGAGAUCAUUUAUUUCAACAUUGAAGAGACUUUUUGUAUUUUAACAGGCUUGUGUAAUCAGCAUCUUCCAUUUGGAUAGAUUUGUGCACUUACAAAAAUAAGAUGUUGAGAACGAAAUAUAUGGCAUAUAACGUCCUUUGCAGUCUUGAUCUUGGCCGUGGUUACAGUAAGGAAGUCGGUCUUAUUUAAAUAUUUAAAAAAAAAAAAUAAACAAAAUCCCUUGUGAAUUACAAAAAUAAAACUGAAUAACUUUUUGUUACAUUAUA
Molecule: messenger RNA, 1015 nt
Organism: Erpetoichthys calabaricus (reedfish)
Lineage: Eukaryota; Metazoa; Chordata; Cladistia; Polypteriformes; Polypteridae
Gene: btf3l4
Product: basic transcription factor 3-like 4
Exons: 6
Coding region: 183-659 (158 amino acids)
Source: RefSeq, a predicted model, not a curated record